Molecule: messenger RNA, 2855 nt
Organism: Actinia tenebrosa (Australian red waratah sea anemone)
Lineage: Eukaryota; Metazoa; Cnidaria; Anthozoa; Actiniaria; Actiniidae
Product: transmembrane protein 245
Source: RefSeq, a predicted model, not a curated record
UUGUUUGCAACUCAACUUUACUUUCUUGAACUUAAUAGAUCAAAAAAAUUGCUAAGAAUGGCCAAUUUAAAAUCUGCCGGACGUCAAUCAAGCUUUGAACACUUUUCCCCCUUUAACGCAGUGUUAAAUUCCGUUGGAGCUCAACACGAAAAGGCCUUAAAACAAGCAUUUUAUAACACGGUUGCUCUGGUUUUCGUGUUGGCGGGGGGAGCUGCUGGUGUAGCUGUUUACUUCGUGUUAGGACCCUUCCUUAAACCUUUACUAUGGGCUGGACUAUGUGGAGCAUUCUUGCAUCCUUUCAAAAGAACCAUGACAGGGAUAUUUAGAAAAUGGCUGUCUUCUUUACGUAGUUCAAGCACUCCAUUAGUCGUGGGUGCUGCUGUCGUUCCCUUUCAACUCGUCAACAAUUGCUCUGAUAUCGUUGGAGGAUUCAUUGCUAAAAGACUUCGACUUAUCCUAAUAUUAACUCUUCUUGCUCCCUUCCUUUAUGGUUUAUACGUUUUUCGGCCUUUUCUAGAGAUUUUAUCCUUUCUUUACCAAGUUUGUUCUGCACUUUAUGUCUUUAUGGAUUAUUUUAGCAACCCUUUCGCGGUGUGGUCAAUCAUUAUUGCUUAUAGCAUUGCUUUAAUAUCUUGGUGGACCCCUUCAUCAUCACAUACUAUGCGGAUACUAUCUUUCCCAGUGUGGAUGACAUUUGUGAAUUACUUAGCUUCAAUUGCUGGUGUUUACAGAGUACCAUUAUUCCUGGUUAUCGUGUCCUUGACAGUUGUAGGGUUUGUCACUGAUGCUACUGGAAGUAAAGAUCAAGUUGACGGCAGCUGUCCCAAAGAUGAACCAAACAAGCGUAGCAGCAUCAUUGAGGGCUUAUCCGUGGCAGCAUCUGUUCUGUCACCCGUAAGUUAUGACUCCGAUGAGUCCUCUACAAGUAACAUUGAAGAUAUACUCAAACCAUCUCCCGAUAAAAUAAAUGAAACACCUCAAUCAGCCAUGCCAACAGACAGUACAGAUGGCAGAGAGACCAGACUACAGAGAAUAAGAAGACAAAACAGACCAAGACUGAGCAUGAAAAAGAAGUUCAAAAAAGCUAGCUAUAUAUAUUUUGUUGCCUUAAUAUGGGGCAUUCUGUUGAUGAGAGUGUGGAUGCAUGUAUGGAUAUUGCAGUUAUUGCCGAUUCCUUUCGCAAUCUACCUGAUAAAACUUGCAGUAAUAUGGUCAGGAGCUUGGGCUUAUGUUCUAGAAUUCUUGUCCCGGUGGCACGAAAGGCUAAGGGAAUGGACAGGACAAAGAAAAGAUGCUAUUAUGCCGGCACCAAUCAGAGGAAUGGUUAAGCUGGUUAUGAGAGGUGAUCAAAAGGUCAAUUCUUUGAUGGAGAAGUCAAUAGACAACCUCAUGAGUGUGUUCAUGGUCAUUGGGUUGGUUAUAGUCAGCAUCACUGUGACAGUCCUAUUGGCUGUUCAGGUACAUCAUGAGAGUGUUCAUCUGGUCACUGUCACUGGUAACCUUGUCAACGAUGUCAUGGCUAAAAACCCUCAACUUUUGAAAUGGAUAUCAGAAAAUUCUGAAUUCAAGAAAACAUUAGAUUCAGCAGUAGAGAGGGGAUACAUUCUAGGAAGAAAAUGGAUUGCAGCAAAAGUGGGGACAUAUCUUGGUGACGGCAGUGGUAAUACAACACUACUGCAGCAGAGUGUCCUGGAGGUGACAGACAGGUUUUACCAUGCAUGGAUGGCUCUUGGAAAUAGCUCAGUUAACAAGAUAGCUAACGGCAGUGUUGGAUGGACUAAAAACACAGCCAAUGAAACAGCCGCUGACUUGUCUUGGGGAAAUGUUGUCAGUUUGAUCACCAAACUUGACUUUAAAGUGCUCUUCUCUGUUGUCAAGGAAAAUCUUGGUAUCCUCAUGUCUUUACUGGAGUCAGUGUACAUGAUACUGAAGGGCAAUCUUACCAUGGUAUUCAACUUGGUUACCAUGGUGUUGUCAUUGGUUUUCUUCAGUGGAACUUAUGUGCUCAAUACUGGACUUUCAAUGAUUGUGUUUGUUACUGCAUUGUUUUAUCUUCUGAGUACAUCUGGUGACCAGUAUAAACCUGUUGAAUGGUUUGGUCAGAUGCUUGCUUCUGGAACAGCAGGGUUUGGGGAGUCUCUUUUCAAAGCGAUCAGAGAUGUYUUUGGAGCUGCAUUAAAAAUGGCUACAUUUUAUGGUCUUUACACUUGGUUUACUCACACACUGUUUGGAAUCAAUAUUGUGUUCAUCCCAUCUGCUAUCGCAGCUGUUGCAGCAGUUGUACCAUUUAUUGGCACCUAUUGGGCUGCUAUUCCUGGUGUUCUAGAACUGUGGCUGGUUCAAGAUGAAGGGGUACUUGCAAUCAUCUUGGCCAUUUGUCACAUUCUUCCUAUCUCAUUUGUAGACACAGCCAUUUACAGUGAGAUCUCAGGUGGUGGACACCCAUACCUUACAGGUCUAGCAGUAGCUGGUGGCAUCUACUGUGUGGGUCUGGAAGGUGCUAUUAUCGGCCCUAUUGUUCUCUGCUGUCUGAUUGUGGCAUGCCAAGUGUAUGGUAGUAUGUUAGCAGAGACCAGCCCUACCUCUGCCGAGUCUACUAUUAUGUCUCCUGUAGAAGGAGAAAGGGUUGUCAAACUCAGGGGACUGGAAGACCAAUACAAGAAAACACCUUUACAAAAGCAGACACCACAUAGCGAAUAAUGUUAUCAUUAAUUGGUACUCUUUUGUCAAGAAUUUAUUCUUGGUACAAGUAAUACAAAAAACCUAGAAUGAUUUUAGUCCAAAAGUUUUUAAUGUGAAAUACGAAGAAAUCUCACAGUGCAAUGAAUUAUUUCACCAGUGGAGGGAAAAACCCU